Daldinia childiae is the source of this 1020-nucleotide messenger RNA. RefSeq names its product Anaphase-promoting complex subunit 10. The record is from RefSeq and is a predicted model, not a curated record. Lineage: Eukaryota; Fungi; Ascomycota; Sordariomycetes; Xylariales; Hypoxylaceae. Gene Ontology annotation, biological process: anaphase-promoting complex-dependent catabolic process; protein K11-linked ubiquitination. Gene Ontology annotation, cellular component: anaphase-promoting complex. Bases 1 to 1020 code for a protein of 339 amino acids. The transcript has 2 exons.
AUGGAUAUUCCAGGUUUCGGAAGAGACCGUUCAGCUUCAUCCCCAGGUGGACAUGGCCUAUCACAGCCGACAGUGACCCAGAAUGAGCUAUGGCGCGUACUACUUCGGAUUCGCAAUGAGGCCGCUAUUGAAGAAGACCAAAGAAGCAAUGCAUCUUCUCAUAUCUUGUCAAUUUCAUCACCUUACAAUUUUGCAGCUCCUACCGAAGAAGACACCGAGCAUUUUGAGGAAGAUGAAGGCGAAGACGACCAGGGUCAUGAUAUCGAGGGCCUUGAGGGGGACGAGAUAGAUCAAGAAGAAUUGGACGAAGAUGAUGAAGGCCACGACGAAGAUGCCGCAUUUGACGCGUCCCUAGUCGGUUUAAAGGAAAUCAGCAACCUAGCUAGUUUUACGGUCAGCAGCUAUAAACCCGGCUGUGGCGUCAAGGAACUUCGGGAUGACGAUGUCAACCAAUUUUGGCAGUCCGAUGGGCUACAACCUCAUCGAUUAAAUAUUCAUUUCAUCAAGCGCGUAGAGAUACGCAAGUUUAGACUCUACCUAGAUUAUGAGCUCGAUGAGAGUUAUACGCCUACUAAGCUCCAAAUUACGGCCGGCUUUAGCCCCAACAUGAACAUUCCGUACACCAUAAUGGAAUUUAAUCAGCCUAAAGGCUGGGUUGACGUACCCAUCAAUGGAGCUGGUGGCGGACAUGAUGGCAACUCACUAUGCUGCUGGUUUAUUCGAGUGACCGUCCUCGAAAAUCACCAGAACGGAAAGGAUACGCACAUGCGCGGAGUGGAAGUCUAUGCCUUGGACGAUAGCGCAGAUACUGCGGAGAACAAUCCUGUGGAGGAUAUGGUCGAAGCAAUCGACGACUACCGCGAUAGAAUGGCGGCAAUGAACAUCCACGACCACGACGAAGAGGCGAUAUCAAAGCUCGCUGCAGAUAAGCGAGAUCGAAAAGCCAAGUCCAAGAAGUAUACUCCCGGAGAUGGCGGAUUGAGUAUCCCCGACUUCAUGAGAGAACCGGAAAUUCGUUAA